Sorghum bicolor (sorghum) is the source of this 1934-nucleotide messenger RNA. Its product is annotated as LOB domain-containing protein 38. Bases 550 to 1293 code for a protein of 247 amino acids. The transcript is spliced from 2 exons. NCBI's taxonomy places the organism in Eukaryota, Viridiplantae, Streptophyta, Magnoliopsida, Poales, Poaceae. Gene Ontology annotation, biological process: regulation of gene expression. The record is from RefSeq and is a predicted model, not a curated record.
GAACGGAACCCUGCCCAAUAAUUUCUCCGCAGCUGCCUUGUUCAGCGUUUAUUUGUGCCCCCUGCCACUCCGGAGGGACCGCCGGCCGCCUCGAUCUCUUGCUCUUCUUCCUCUGCCUUCGUCUUCCUCUGGCUCUAUAUAAGCAACCAACCACCAGCUAGCUGCCUUCUCUCCUAGUUCUCCAAGCUUCUCGCAUGGAUCGAUCGAUCAGUUAAUUGUUAGCUAGCUGUAGCUGCUGCAUAGAGACAUCACCUCGCCAUCGGCAAGCUAGCUAGCUACCGAUCGAUUGGCUGCUAGCUAGUAGCUAGCUGCUCCGAUAUAUCCUUCAUCACACGCCGCCAUUGCCGACAGCUUGCGGCGUUCGAGCAGCACACGGCCGGCCGGCCGGCCGGUGGUCGUUGGCUUCGAUAGUUAUAUAUUCAGUCGUUAUUAGCAGCUUAUAUAUAUCGAGACAGGAGCAAGCAGAGCUAGAAGCGAAUUGAAAAAAGGCGAAAGAGAUCGAGAGCUUGAAGACGAAGAUCCAAGAGCGGGCCGGGCCGGGAUAGAUAGAUGAGCUGCAACGGGUGCCGCGUCCUGCGCAAGGGGUGCAGCGACGCCUGCGUGCUCCGGCCCAGCAUCGAGUGGAUCCACGGCGCGCAGCCGCAGGCCAACGCCACCGUCUUCGUCGCCAAGUUCUUCGGCCGCGCGGGCCUCGUCGCCUCCCUCGCCGCCGUCCCGCUGCACCACCGCCCAGCUCUGUUCCGUUCGCUGCUGUACGAAGCGUGCGGGCGGACCAUCAACCCGGUGAGCGGCGCCAUCGGCCUGAUGUGGACGGGCAACUGGGACCUCUGCCAGGCCGCCGCCGACGCCGUCCUCCGCGGGGACUCCCUCCGCGCGCUCUCCACCGUCCCCGCCGCCUUCACGGAGCGCGACAUGGACGGGCUCUACGGCGACGUCGUCGUCGGCCUCGCCACCGGUACCGCCUCCUCCUCCUCGCCCGACGAGAACAACUCCUCCUCCGCGCCGCCGUCCAGAAAGCGCAGGAACGUCGUCGUCAACGGCGCCGGCGUCGUCGUCCGUCCCACGGGCUGCCACCAGCAGCAGCAGCCGGCCGGGCUGCUGCAGUCGUGCGAGCUCGACCUCUGCCUGACGCCGGCGUUGUCGCCGCCGCCGCUGGCAGGUGGGCUGCUGCUGGGCGGCGGCGCGUCGGACGAGUACUCCGCCACGACGACGUGCGAGGACCACCAGCCCGUCACCGGCGGUGAUCAUGCGGAGGCCCGGACCACCCCCGCGCUGCUAAACCUCUUCAACUAAUUAACUGACCGACCAUCGUCGUCAUCGAUCGUGUUCUCCGUACGUAAUUAACUGUUUCCGUUGUUCCUUCCUUGUAAGAUAUGUAACUGUGCAGAGAGAGAGAGAGAGAGAGAGAGAGAGAGAGAGUCGUUCAUCUCGUGAUGGGGGCAGGGCCAGGGUGUACGUGUGCUACGUGAUUAGUUGCAGGGAUGAUCAAUGGGUGUUGGUUAAUCGACGUUUUUUUUUUGGCAUGUGAAAAUGCUUGUGAAAAGUAGUAAAGAAGAAACUCGCCGAUUAGCACUGUUAAUUGGGUGAAUUAACGAGUUUUUUUUUCUUAAUUUUAAUUGAUGAUUCGGUUGCCUCGGCACCUUGCUACGUGAUCCGGCACCCCCCGAGUAUUCAGGAGAUGAUUUGGACCCAACAUUUUGUCUCUAGUCUAGUCAAGACACGUAGGGUCAACAAAAACAUUGAUUCCUAUGAGCUAGUAUUGCGGCAUGGAUGCCUGCCUUCUGGCUAUCGUUAAACACCAAGUCAAAGUCAACCAAUCACCUCAUCGAUCGGGAUUGUUAUUUGUCUCAUAUUGCUGGGCUAAUUGUUUUUUCUCUCUUGUCUCUCUACCGAUAUAUAUAUGGUGAUGGAAAAUGGCCAUGAUUCGCUAUACA